Staurois parvus is the source of this 395-nucleotide messenger RNA. Lineage: Eukaryota; Metazoa; Chordata; Amphibia; Anura; Ranidae. The record is from the annotation of a GenBank genome assembly.
AUGUACAAUGAUCAUCAGGGCACUGAUGAUCAGUGUGCCCUGAUGAUCAGUGUGGCCCCAGAAGUGCCACCUGUCAGUGUCCAUCAGUUGCCUACCAGUGCACAUCAAUGCCACAUAUCAGUGCCCAUCUAAGCUGUCCUUCAGUGUCACCCAUCAGUGUCAGUCAGUGCCACCUAUCAAUGCCAGUCAGUGCCGCCUAUCAGUGCCAGUCAGUGCCGCCUAUCAGUGCCAUAUAUCAGUGCUGCCUUUCAGUGCCCAUCAGUGAUGCCUGUCAAUGUCCAUCAGUGCCACCUACCAGUGCCCCCUCAUCAGUGCCCAUCAGUGCCACCUAUCAGUGUCCAUCAGUGCAUCUUAUCAGUGCCCAUCACUGCAGCCUCAUUAGCGCACAUCAGUGA